Messenger RNA from Cryptomeria japonica (Japanese cedar), 1178 nucleotides. RefSeq lists its product as uncharacterized. The record is from RefSeq and is a predicted model, not a curated record. The transcript has 9 exons. Gene Ontology annotation, cellular component: transcription factor TFIIF complex. Lineage: Eukaryota; Viridiplantae; Streptophyta; Pinopsida; Cupressales; Cupressaceae. Gene Ontology annotation, biological process: transcription by RNA polymerase II; transcription initiation at RNA polymerase II promoter. Bases 161 to 1036 code for a protein of 291 amino acids.
AUCGUUACCUUCCUCACCUUGAAUUUAAAUGAUAUGGAAAGGCAUACAAAAGAAGUUUGGAUUGCGCAGGUCACAUUGCCAUUUCACAAUCUUCCUUCGCUCGCUUCCAAUCCAGAUACUCAAAUUCUUAAAUUAGGGUUAAAUUAGGUUUCUACGAAAUAUGGGGCAAGAUGGUGGAAAAAAAGAGAAUGUAAAAAAGAAGAGAGCUGGGGAGGGUGCAAAUGCAGAGGAAGGUGUAUGGGUUGAUGUAGGUAGGGCAGAGAAGAGAGUGUGGAUAUGGAAGGUGACUCCCUCUGUGUCACGAGCAUGGGACAGAGCUUUUCAGGAGAACCAAAGCUUGGGCACUGUUACUGUGGCAAUUGAUCUGCUGAAUCAAAACAAAACAUCACAGAAUAAUACUAUUGAAGAUCCAACUAUACCUCCUUUUAUGAAAAAAAGUGGAAGUAAGGAUAAAACUAAAGACAAUUCUUUAACAAAUGAGGUACACAAAGAGACUACACUUGAUUUGCCUAAUUAUGGAAUUGGCAUACAUCAAAACUAUUCAAUUGAAUCAUUAGAUCUUCCAAGCCCAUUAUAUAUAUUCUCCGAGACAAAUGAAGGGAAGGUCAUUAUUGAUGGUAUUGUACACAAAAAGUUUGAUGCAAAACAAAAGUUCCAACUUAAUCAACAAUUUCUUCAUGUGAAAAAACAAAAAGGACCAAAAAUAAAGGAAUGGGACCAUACAUCUCAAAUAACUACAACUACACCAAUUAUAUUCAAUAUACCUUCGCGAAAAGCUUCAUCACUUAAAGUUCAUCAAAACAAGAAGGUGAGGAUGGAACGUUCAAACCUUCAAGAUAAACUAUUUCAAUUGUUUGAAGAGCAACCACGCUAUGCACUAAAUGAUCUUAUUGUGAAGACGGUACAACCUAAGGAAUUCUUGAAGCAAAUAGUAGAAGAGAUAUGUGAUAAGGUGAAGGUGGGUUCAAAGGUUGUUUAUCAACUAAAACUUGAGUAUAAGAGGUCCGAUGUCCAAAAUAUGGAUGAAGGUGUAUAAAUAAUUGAGAUUUUCAAAAUAAAUUUGAAUUUGUGGUAGAUUAUUUAUGGGUUAUAUUCAAUUACAUUGAGAGAGGUAAAAUCUAUUGUUACGAGCUAUUUUUUAGUAAGUUUUUAAAAUUUAUAUUUAGAAUGUACUUGAA